AUGAAUUGUUAAAUCUGUUUCAUUGAUAAAUAGAUGAUUAAACCUGGAGAUUGUUCUCAUCAAUUUUGCAAGUAAGCAUAUUUAAAUCAAAAAGAGAAUGCAUCAUCAUGUAUUUGAAAGAAACAAUUAAUAAUGGAAGUGUAUUUAAGAUAACUUGUCCUGCAUGUACUAUAGAAUAUAGUGCUUUAAUAAUAAAAUAAUAUUGUGAAGAUCUAUAUCCAAAAUAUUUGGAGUUAAAACAAAAAGCUAUAAUAACUUGUUCUGUACUAGAAAUUAUUAUACAAUAUAGGUUUGUAAAGAGGAUAUAAAAACACAUAAAUGUGGUUCAAAGGUUUGUUCAAAGUGUGGUGAAAUUCAUACGGGAUAUUGUAGCUAAAGAUGCCCAAAUUGUUUGAUUCCUAUAGAGAAGAUUAGUGGAUGUAAUCAUAUGAUUUGUAAAUGUAAAUAUGAAUUUUGUUGGAUUUGCAAAGGAAAAUAUAGUAAAUAUCAUUAUAGAUUAUGGAAUUUAUUUGGAUGUCCAUGUAAUAUAUCAAUUUAUUAAAGUUCCUGGAUCAAUGAUGAGAACUAUAGAACCUUUAUAAAAUCCAAUGUUAUUUCGUUUACUUAUGAUUUUACCCAAAAUCUUAGCAUUUAUGCUUUUAUUUUGCAUCUUGCUUUUAAUAUAUCCAUUUUUUUGUUUUAUAAUCACUGUUAAAUUCCAUUAUCAAUAAUUUAAAAUCAAAAAGUAAUCCAUAUAUUAAAAAUUAUAUUAGAUCUAGAAUUUUAUUGGUAUUUCUAUUUCCAUUGACUUACUUGAUGCAUUUUUUUUAUAAAGGAAUAUUUGCUGUGCAGCAUAAAUUACAUUCUCUUAGUUGA
Molecule: messenger RNA, 855 nt
Organism: Paramecium pentaurelia
Lineage: Eukaryota; Ciliophora; Oligohymenophorea; Peniculida; Parameciidae
Source: the annotation of a GenBank genome assembly